AUGCCAUGCCAAAGUUCUUCAUCUUCAGUUCAUGACCUGCACAUUCAUACAAAAAAAUACAAGUCAAUACAAGCAAUCAUGCCAUCAUAUCAGGAAACAGGAGAUGAAGGAUAUAAUAUUGAUGCUGCCCACCUAUCAAUUAUGCUAGCUGAUCACGGGGUCCUUUCUGAAGGGGCCGGUACUGGGAAAAAGUUGGGGGCGAUGGAUGCUUAUGCAGAAGUAGCCACCAUUGUCAGGCAAUAUGGAUCUAUGUAUUUGCGCCUUGGUGAUCUCCAGAUGGCACUAGAAUAUUAUACACAAGCUGCUGCUGCGGUUGGUGGUGGGCAGUUGUCAUGGACUGGUAGAGGUAAUGUCGAUCAGCAAAACCAGAGAAACUUUGAUGCUGAAGCAGCUUCUAACUGA
This is a messenger RNA of Vicia faba (fava bean), 402 nucleotides long. The record is from the annotation of a GenBank genome assembly. Lineage: Eukaryota; Viridiplantae; Streptophyta; Magnoliopsida; Fabales; Fabaceae.